AUGACUUUUAUAUCGAAGAUAAAAAUGGUAAUGUCACCUGGUAUUAUCGUCGACACAUUCCGGGUGAAAAGAACGUCAAUUUUCACGAUGCCCUUAUUGCUGGUUGUGAUUUCAAUUGUCUUCAUGUUUGUACCAAAAGUGCCUUUGGAGACAGGAGUGGAAAUGAAAUGCGAAUCUGAAAUUAUUUUCAUUGUGCAUACCGAUACCGUUCAACAAAAUACGCACAACACGUCGAUGUUUAAUGACGAGAACAAUGAUGAAUUGAUCACAUGCAAGGUGAGACUAAACAAUAUUAUAAAAAAAUAUUAA
Molecule: messenger RNA, 309 nt
Organism: Macrosiphum euphorbiae (potato aphid)
Lineage: Eukaryota; Metazoa; Arthropoda; Insecta; Hemiptera; Aphididae
Source: the annotation of a GenBank genome assembly